Penicillium daleae is the source of this 966-nucleotide messenger RNA. Its product is annotated as Mob1/phocein family protein. Gene Ontology annotation, cellular component: nucleus; cytoplasm. Gene Ontology annotation, biological process: positive regulation of protein phosphorylation; signal transduction; cell division. The transcript has 4 exons. NCBI's taxonomy places the organism in Eukaryota, Fungi, Ascomycota, Eurotiomycetes, Eurotiales, Aspergillaceae. Gene Ontology annotation, molecular function: protein kinase activator activity. The record is from RefSeq and is a predicted model, not a curated record. Bases 1 to 966 code for a protein of 321 amino acids.
AUGGCGACCUUCUUUCAGAGUGUUCGUCAAGGGUUCGGCCGGGGAGGAAACAACAAGAACAACCCUCCAAAGAGCCCGGCGCAAGCUCCUCAAGCUCCCCAGGCUGGCGCCAUGUCCAACUCUCCGUCGCUCACUAGCAGUCUCACCGUGGACAACCUCACGGCGAACGACCCCGAUGCCCCCAAGUACUUCUUCCAGGAGAAGUACGCUCCGCUAAACGUGAGGGGCAACUUCCUGACCCUGUGUGCUUGUCCAAAAAAUGUGGAACUGGGCGAGUGGCUGGCUCACCAGAUUGUUGAACAAUAUCGCCUGCUCCACGGCAUGCUCCAGGUCAUCCAGGAGACGAACAGUGUAACAGGUGUUCCGAUUUGCAAUGAGAGCACAUGCCCGACGAUGUCGGCUGGUCGGUUGACCUAUACUUGGCUCGUCGACGGCCGUGCAGCCAAGAUAUCCGCCCCGAAAUUCAUCAAUCGCGUCGAGAAGUGGAUUGUCAGCAAGAUCCAUGACCCCGUCAUGUUCCCCACGGAGAAGGUGAACGGCACCCCUGAAACCGCCUCUAUGAGAGAUGCCAACGGUGCCUCUGCGGCUGCAUCCUCCACCACUUCCACGGAGUCCGCCAGCCCAGCGGGAACGACCGGCGCAUCGACAGACGAGUGGAUUGGCCAGUCCAGUGGCUUUCCCCAGACAUUCUACAAGGACUGCCAGGGUAUUAUGAAGCAAAUGUUCCGCUGCUAUGCGCAUCUCUACCACGCACACUGGCUGAACCCCUUCUGGCACCUCAACAAGCACGACAUCCUGAACAUGUGCUUCGUGCACUUUGUCACUGUCGCCAAGUAUUACCAGCUCGUCUCGGACAAGGAGAUGGAGCCGAUGCAGCCGCUGAUUGACCUGUUCAUCAAGCAGCAACGGGUACCCCCAGAGGCCUUGAAUGGUGGCCACUGGGCUCAGCAGCCGGCAGCUAACUAA